Bombyx mandarina (wild silkworm) is the source of this 2497-nucleotide messenger RNA. RefSeq lists its product as uncharacterized. Lineage: Eukaryota; Metazoa; Arthropoda; Insecta; Lepidoptera; Bombycidae. The record is from RefSeq and is a predicted model, not a curated record.
CUGAGUUAGCCAGUUUACUUUGUUCAUUAUUGUCAUCUAUUUUAGUAGCUUCGUAAAUACUGUUAUUUUUAUUUAUUUAAAAAACGAUAUCUUCAAUUAAAUUUAAUAAGUACAGUAUAGCUCAAUUGGAUAAACGGCUUGUUUAAUAUUUUAAUUUUAAUUAACUAAGUACUUGUCAAUCAUAUGGUUGUUAAUUACGGUUUGUUUACAAAUGAAAUAGAAGUUCGAAUUCGGAAACGCGAAAUAAUAAGUGAUGAAUAUUACGAAAGCUAGUGAGGAAUCGUCGUGUACAGGACAAGAAAAUGGCGACGGUUCGACUGAUUCUGAGCGCCCACUCAAGAAGGCAAGAUUCGCGUGGCAAGUCAAAGGAAAAUAUCACUUGAAAAAUGAAAAUUCUGAUUCCUCUGAAGACUCAACAGUACCUGGGCCGUCAUUAUCGAGCGAAAGUAAUUCUAGUGAUAUUGAAACUAAGCAAAACCUCGAGAUACUAGGAGAUUAUUUUUUAAAUCAGGACUUUAAUACAAUAGAAUCUGUGAUUACAGACUCCGAGAAGUCUCUGUUAACUCCAAGUACAAGUGUGUCAAAUGGGAAGCUCCAGUAUCCAAGAUAUGUGAGCUCUAAUGACAAUAAUGAAAAUUGUAGAACUAGUGGUGGCUUUAACAGUGCAAUGUCUGUACCAAUGUCUAUGGUAGUUUCACAGAACUACACUGAGGACCAAUGUAUAGCACGGUGGCAGGAAAGACAGAUGACGAAGGGAUUUGUAGAUAACACUGUAAAUAGCAUACUAGAAUCACGGGAGUAUGUAUCGCUUUUAACAGCAGUACGCAAUUCUAGAUUUGUAGCAUUAGAUGUUGCAGAAUUAGUUAAUGAAUCACCUGGACAGAACAUUGAAAAUGAAGGCAUUCUAAUGGCUAUUUCUGCACAUGGCCUACAAAAUCAAAAUACCAGUAGCAACAUAAACAAUUCAGAAAAUGCAAGUUGCUCUAGUAAUGAUAGACAUUCACCAUCACGAGAAUCAUCUCCAUCAUUGACAGUUCAAGAAAAUGAAGAAUCAAAUGAACUGACUUGGGCCUGUGAAGAUCCACAGAAGAUGUCUCAGUUUUCACUGUUUCCUGAUUCAUCAAUAUCAUAUCAAUGUUUUAAUGAUAAUCAAAGUUCUAGUAAUGAAAAUCAGGAUCCUAAUCUAGGCGACAAUCAUUUUGAGUUUUUGGAUGCAGCUAUAAUGUUUGCUAUACAGAGCAAAGGUCUUACAACUUUGGGCAGUGAAUAUGGAUAAAAUUACCUGAAUAAAUGCAAGGUGUAAAAUGGUAUAGUUUUUUUCAAAAUAUUUAAAUGUUUAUUUUAUUUACAGCAUGAAUAUUGUAAAAUUAACAUUUUUGUAUCACUUUAAUGCCUUACAAUUAAUUGCAUUUAUUACAUUAUAUUACUUACAAUUUUAUAUUUUGCAUUUGUUUUGAUUAAAGUUACUUGAACUAUUCAUUUAGAUGACAUUUGUCUUGUGGUAUAAUCCCACAUCAGAUAUUCACAACUUAGUGUAAAUCUAGAAGCAUAGGGAAACUUUUUAAUUGAAAGCUUCAAUAAAAAAAUAUACAUAGUAUUAAUAUAUAAUAUUUAAAUAUAUAUUUCAAAUUAAGAAUAUUAUUUCACACCUUGCAUUAGAAUAUAAUUUUUAAAAGACAAAAUUAAUAUGUUAGACAAUACUUAACAUGCACAAAAUAGUAUUAAAGGGAUAAGAUGUGUAUAUUACUAACAAAAAUAUCAUUAAUAUAAAAUAUGUUCAUUUAUAAAUUUAGUUUUACCAUGACAGUGAAUUGAAGUGAGAAAAACUGGAAAUGUAGACCUACAUAAACAUGAAUACAUUUGUGUUUUAUCCAACAGUUAUAAAGUUGUAGUUAUAAAUGCUUUAGGAAGGGUUUCUUGCAUUGUAGCAUCAGGGUCCAAAAGCAUUGCAAUAGAUUUAAAAAAAAAUAUUUUUAGUUCGGGACAUUUUUGGUGGGUUGCUCUGGUAUUCAAUAAUCAAUAACUAAUAUUAGUCCAUCGGGCUAAUUGCUGGUACUGUGAUCAUUAAGAAGUGAAAAUCCUAAAACAGAUCGAAUCUUAAAAGUAAAUAAAAUUGUUUAAUUUUGGUAUCACACUAUUGUUUUACAUUUUUGUCAAGCGUUAUUAAGACAAUGAUAAUUCAAUCUAGUUAUAUUAGUUUACUCUCUGAACGAUACAUAUUAUUAUUCAUAGGCCACGGGGAUUGAGAGCUCUGAUAGCCGACGAUUGACAGUCAUUCAGUUGAAUGAGAUGGCCCUUGGAAGAGAUGGUACUCUCUUCCCCAUAUCCAUUGUCCUAUUCAGAUCUGAAUAUAGAGCAUAUCGAGGGCUGAAAGGCGUAAUCUAAGCGAUAUUUCGGCUAAUACGCGACAUUUAAAUUUGUAGUUAAAGUCUGUUUUAUUUGGUAUUUAUACUAACAGUAUGAUGUUUUUAAUUGAACUUCAAUUUACUUAAUUUAA